CUCAACUAUUCGCUGCAUACCCGCUGUGUUUUCUUUUGUUGCCUGUCCUCCCUGCAGCCUAAACACACUACCCCCAUUCAACAUGGAGGGAAAGACUGGCGUCUGAUGCAGCCUUAGAAUGAUUUUUAAACAUCUUAAAGUUGUGGUUCUUGGUGUGGACGGCCCUUUGCAAACAUGAUGUCAGACAGCUGAUGGUUUAGAUUCAGUGUGCACUGACUGACAAGUCCAUCCGGAGCCAGAACUUCUCCUCCGAGUUGGUGACGCUGUGGUAACGCACUCCCCGACGUCCUGCUGGGAUCUACUCCACCACUCUGGACAUCUGGUCAGACUCAUUAAAUCUAUAGAAAGCUGUGUUGAAAAAGGGUCUGAUAGAAUUUAAGACUGCACCAAUACUUUAUAAAGCACAAAAAGCAAUCUGUGGGUUCUCAGCGGAUGUGUUUGCGUUGUGAAUAAAGUUGAGUGUGUUUGAAUGUCAGGGGAGCAGGCUGCAUCUUGGUGGAGAUGCUGCAGGGAGCGCCGGCGUUCCCCGGAGACUCUGACAUCUUCUAACAACUCCAGAAGAUCUAGACGGUGAGACACACAUUCAUGUUUCAUCUGUGUAAUUUGUUAACAAUAGCUGUGUUGGAAACUGUUCCCUCAUUCACUCCCUCACUCUUCCCUACAUAGUGUUUAUUAAAUAGUGAACUAUUUGUGUGACGGAGGCAUCGUGUAAACAAACGGAAACAGAAAUACUUCUAAUACGUCUCUAAAACAAAGCGAGCACCCAGGAGGAGAGUUAAAGGUUGUAUAUGUGAUGGUUGGGGCUGGCUGUUAGUUUUCUGUUUUCUUUUCUGUUUUGUUUCCCAUUGGGUUUCCUGCCAUUUUCUCUGUUUUCCCUGCCUCUCUCUGUUUCUCUCUUGUUUUCACUUCCCCCCUGCCUGCACCGGCCAUUGACUUCCCACACCUGCUCGUCAUCUCAUCAUCGCCUCUCCUAGUUACCGUAAUCACCUGCCAAUCAGCGCCAAUCAAGACCAGUACUUAAACCCCGGAUCCACUCACCAUCUUUACUUGAUCGUUGUUUCAGCCACCCUGCCAUCCGCUUCACCCCGCUCUGCUCAGCUGGCCUACCCACCCUGUCCCCUCCUACAAACCAGGAUUCUUUCCGUCUCCUCUUCUGUACUCCUCUUCCUCCUGAUGAAGCUGAAACAGGUUUGCUGUUUUGCUGUCAGAGACAAAGGUUUCAGUUGACACACACACAAUAACAUAUAUCGGUGUCCCAGAGGUCUUCCAGGUCGAGCUGCAGCAUGAGAAACCCUCCAAUCAGAGCAGUCAACUACAUCUCUGCACCUGCAUGGCGGAGGCUAGAGAGAGGGGGGAGUUUGGGUUCUUCAUUUUCUGUUGACAAGUUCCACAGCAAACUCAAAGGACCCAUCAGAGACAAGACCCUGCUGAACCUGAACCUGAACCCAGAUGUGUGUCAAUGAAGAGUGUCCGGUCCAUGGAGACACCACUACUUUAAAAAAAGAAGGCGACCUGUAAUGGAGAUUAGAAUGGAGAAAAGUGUGAGGGAGCGAAUUGAAAUGGUGGAGAGGAGAAUUGAAAUGGAGGAGAGGAGAAUUGAAAUGGAGAGGAGAAGAUGGAGGACCAGACCAGAGUCUGCUGAAUCUGGAUAUGGAUCCAGCGGUGUGUCCUUCAAGAGUGACCGGUCAUGUGAUUUUAAAUGUGUUUCUGACAAAAAGAUCCAGCAGCAGAGAACAGAGUCUUCUGAACCUGAACCCAGCUGUUUGUCCUUCAAGAGCAAACGGUCAAACAAUUUUUUUAUUGAAUUUAAACAAAGACAUCCAUCUUACAGAAAGACCCAGCUGAGACCUAAGUCACCUGAACCUGAACCUGAACCUGAACCCAGCUGUGUGUCCUUUAAGAGCCAAUGUUCACAUGAAGGCCUCAUUAACUUUAAAGGAGAGCAACCCUCUGCUGAAAAGAGAGUGGACCAGGAGAGCUCAGAGGUUCCCAGUGGUCAGUCUGCCCAGCAGCAUCAAACACACCUGGACUCCAUAUUUAUGCUGCUGGAGGAGAACAUCAUCACUUUUGUGAAGAACGAGCUGAAGAAGAUCCAGAAAGUUCUGUGUCCCGAUUACCCAGAAUGCUCAGAGAGUCAGAGGAAGGGUGAGGAUGAAGAGCAGAGGAGCAGAAAGGCAUUUCUAAAGAUCACACUGCACUUCCUGAGGAGAAUUAAGCAGGAUAAGCUGGCUGACCGUCUGCAGAGCAGAAGUCAUACUGGAGUUUGUAAGCGUAAACUCAAAUCUCACCUGAACAAGAAGUUUCAGUGUGUGUUUGAGGGGAUUGCUAAAGCAGGAAUCCGAACCCUUCUGAAUCAGAUGUUCACAGAUAUCUACAUCACAGAGGGAGGGACUGCAGAGGUCAAUGAUGAACAUGAGGUCAGACAGAUUGAAACAGCAUCCAGGAAACCAGACAGACCAGAAACAACAAUCAGACAAGAAGACAUCUUUAAAGCCCAACCUGGAAGAGAUGCACCAAUCAGAACAGUGAUGACAAAGGGAGUGGCGGGCAUCGGGAAAACAGUCUUAACACAGAAGUUCACUCUGGACUGGGCUGAAGGCAAAGCCAACCAGGACAUCCAGUUCACAUUUCCAUUCACCUUCAGAGAGCUGAAUGUGCUGAAAGAGGAAAAGUACAGCUUGGUGGGACUUGUUGAUUACUUCUUUAGUGAAACCAAAGAAGCAGGAAUCUGUAGGUUUGAAGAGUUCCCAGUUGUGUUCAUCUUUGAUGGUCUGGAUGAGUGUCGACUUCCUCUGGACUUCCGCAACACUAAAAUCCUGACUGAUGUUACAGAGUCCACCUCAAUGGAUGUGCUGCUGACAAACCUCAUCAGGGGGAAUCUGCUUCCCUCUGCUCGCCUCUGGAUAACCACACGACCUGCAGCAGCCAAUCAGAUCCCUCCUGAGUGUGUUGACAUGGUGACAGAGGUCAGAGGGUUCACUGACCCACAGAAGGAGGAGUACUUCAGGAAGAGAUUCAGAGAUGAGGAGCAGGCCAACAGAAUCAUCUCCCACAUCAAGAUAUCACGAAGCCUCCACAUAAUGUGUCACAUCCCAGUCUUCUGCUGGAUCACUGCUACAGUUCUGGAGGACGUGUUGAAGACCAGAGAGGGAGGAGAGCUGCCCAAGACCCUGACUGAGAUGUACAUCCACUUCCUUGUGGUUCAGUCCAAAGUGAAGAACAUCAAGUAUGAUGGAGGAGAUGAGACGGAUCUACACUGGAGUCCAGAGAGCAGGAAGAUGAUGCAGUCUCUGGGAAAACUGGCUUUUGAGCAGCUGCAGAAAGGUAACCUGAUCUUCUAUGAAUCAGACCUGACAGAGUGUGGCAUCGAUAUCACAGCAGCCUCAGUGUACUCAGGAGUGUUUACGCAGAUCUUUAAAGAGGAGAGAAGACUGUACCAGGACAAGGUGUUCUGCUUCGUCCAUCUGAGUGUUCAGGAGUUUCUGGCUGCUCUUCAUGUCCAUCUGACAUUCAUUAACUCUGGAUUCAACCUGCUGUCAGAAGAACAAAUAACAUCAAUACGUUUCUACCAGAGUGCUGUGGACAAGGCCUUACAGAGUCCAAAUGGACACCUGGACUUGUUGCUUCGCUUCCUCCUGGGUCUUUCACUGCAGACCAAUCAGAAUCUCCUACAUGGUCUGCUGACACAGACAGGAUGUAGCUCAGAGACCAAUCAGGAAACAGUGGAGUACAUCAAGAAGAAGAUAAGUGAGAAUCUGUCUGCAGAGAAAAGCAUCAAUCUGUUCCACUGUCUGAAUGAACUGAAUGAUCGUUCUCUAGUGGAGGAGAUCCAACAGUACGUAAGUUCAGGAAGUUUCUCCAAAGAUGAUCUGUCUCAUGCUCAGUGGGCAGCUCUGGUCUUCAUCUUACUGUCAUCAGAAGAAGAUCUGGAUGUGUUUGACCUGAAGAAAUACUCUGCUUCAGAGGAGGCUCUUCUGAGGCUGCUGCCAGUGGUCAAAGCCUCCAACAAAGUUCUACUGAGUGGCUGUAAUCUGUCAGAGAGAAGCUGUGAAGCUCUGUCCUCAGUUCUCAGCUCCCAGUCCUGUAGUCUGAGAGAGCUGGACCUGAGUAACAACAACCUGCAGGAUUCAGGAGGGAAGCUGAUCUCUGUUGGAUUGAAGAGUCCACACUGCACACUGGAGACUUUAAGACUGACUGGCUGUAACCUGUCAGAGAGAAGCUGUGAAGUUCUUUCCUCAGUUCUCAGCUCCCAGUCCUGUAGUCUGAGAGAGCUGGACCUGAGUAACAACAACCUGCAGGAUUCAGGAGGGAAGCUGAUCUCUGUUGGACUGAAGAGUCCAUGCUGCACACUGGAGACUCUCAGGGUGGAGCCUGCUGGAGUCAGAUGGUUGACACCAGGUCUGAGGAAGUAUUCCUGUGAACUCACACUCGACACAAACACAGUGAACAGAAAACUCAAACUGUCUGACAACAACAGGAAGGUGACAUGUGUGCAGGAGGAGGAUCAGCCAUAUCCUGAUCAUCCAGAGAGGCACCCGUCCAGAUUGCAGGACAACAUGAUGCCGAUGUCUCCUGACGACUACAAAGUUCUGUCCCAGUACGUCAGUCCCAGAGACAUCGACGCUGUGGCCAACAAUCUGAUUUCUGGAUUUGGACAGUUUGACGUUCAGAUGAGUGCAGAGUUCCCGGACCAAAACUGGGUUUCUUCACUUCACAAUGUCUUUUCUUCUUUCUGUCAUGCCAUACACUCUUUAUUGGCGAUGGAAAGACCUUGACACUGUCCGAUUACGGGACCAGGAUAAAGGUCAGUGAAGUAACCGCUCCCCUAGAGCCGAAAGCCCCACCUGGACGACAUCAACAUUAUAUUAGUGAGGAUAAACAUUCAUACAGCUUGAACUUGCCUGUUUUGGAGAUUUUCACCAUCAUCAUCAAAGUAAUCCAGUAAUCCCUGUUAAUGUUAAAAUUGCCAUUCCUUCCCUAGAUAAUUUAUUUUUAGACAUAACCCCUGUACAUAUAGAUUCUUUUUUUCCUCUCCAUUAAAUGUGAACCUCAAACUUCUGAGCAGUCGUAACUGUAAAACGGUGGAAUUAAAGAAUGAUUCUGCAUGCCUAUAUCAUUUGGUAGCAAAAACUGUGAGCUUAAAGCAUGAUUUUUACAGCAAUCUGAAAAUGUGUUCUAUUACAAAAAAUGUAUGCGGU
This is a messenger RNA of Perca fluviatilis (European perch), 5198 nucleotides long. Its product is annotated as NLR family CARD domain-containing protein 3-like. Gene Ontology annotation, molecular function: DNA-binding transcription factor activity; protein binding. The record is from RefSeq and is a predicted model, not a curated record. The transcript is spliced from 18 exons. Lineage: Eukaryota; Metazoa; Chordata; Actinopteri; Perciformes; Percidae. Bases 1518 to 4775 code for a protein of 1085 amino acids.